AUGGGUCAUUUCUUCACGUUCCCACGUAUUCCGGUAUUUAUUCUGUACUGCUGCUGCUUCAUCAUCACCGCCACCACUGCGGUGGAUCCACCGACUUGUGAUUCAUCCUACGGAUGCAUCUCUUCCAUCCGGCAGGAAGACUGUGCCAAGGGCGAGAUACUGAUCUCGGGCGGUUCGCUCAACGGUUGCUGUCCGGGUUGCCGCGGCGGUCGAACCUACCUGGCCGUGUGCAACCUGAACAUUCCCGACCGGCUCUGUGCGCCCGGCCUGAAGUGUGUUGGGCGCAAGUGUAUCUACGAUCGCUCCACCUGUCUGCACACGAUGCAUCUGGAUAAGGAUCUGGUCGGCUGGAUCCCGAAGUGCAACCUGGACGGGACGUACGCGGCCAAGCAGUGCCGGGGAGAUCGGCUGUCCGGUCGCUGCUUCUGCUACAGCGAGGACGGCAAACGGAUCUUCGGCUGGGACUGGUACCGCAACACCGAGCGGAUGACUUGCGCCUGCAGCAGACGCCGCGAUAAGCUGGAGAAGGAGGGCCGCUUCGACGUCACGCUGCACUGUACGCAAAACGGCAACUACGAGGAGCUGCAGUGCGAUUCGGGACUGUGCUGGUGUGCGGACGAGCUGACCGGCAGUGUCCAGCUAGGCACGACCGUCGUGCAUGAAAGCUUGUGGGAACUGCUGCCCUGCUAUAACAGCACGCUGCACGGUGAGUCGUACCUGCGCCAGUGCGAAAGUGCGGCCCAGGCGCAGAAGCUGAUCCUGAAGAAGUUUUACGCGCGCGGUACCGUUGGCGUCACCUUCAACGAGAUUCCGUGCGACUACGACGGCGCGUACGGCCGGUACAAGGUGGAAAAUGGAGUCGUCUACUGCACUUGGCGUGACGGAAAGAAGAUUGGCUCGUUUCAGAUACGCUCCAGCAUGCUCUCGUCGGUGAACUGCUAUUGUGCACGUGAUACGAUCAUCUACCGGGAGGCGGGCAUACCGUUCACGCUGGCCUGCGGCGGCAACGGGAACUACGAGUACUCCCAGGACCAGAACGGGCAACUGUUUUGCGUCGACAGCGACGGGUUCGUGGUAACGACGGAGGUCGCACCGAAUGAGUCAUGCGAUAAGUUCAUCUACAACUCCGCUUUCUACGACGAGGACUGAUUGCUGUGGUGGUGGUGGUUUCCGCCUUGGCUCGCUUCCCCAGCGCCGUAUCUCCCGCAACAAACAUCUAAAACGUUCGUUGGAAAAAAUGAAUCGUAUGCGGCAUGUGUUUGUGUUUGAUACGUGAUACAUCAUCGUG
This is a messenger RNA of Anopheles arabiensis, 1288 nucleotides long. RefSeq lists its product as uncharacterized. Gene Ontology annotation, cellular component: basement membrane. The transcript is spliced from 6 exons. Bases 1 to 1149 code for a protein of 382 amino acids. Lineage: Eukaryota; Metazoa; Arthropoda; Insecta; Diptera; Culicidae. The record is from RefSeq and is a predicted model, not a curated record. Gene Ontology annotation, biological process: cell-matrix adhesion.